AUGUCGACGAUGGACGAGCAGGUCAAAGCGUGGUACCUGGCCGAGCGCGGCCUCAUCUUGAACCAGAUGCCUUCGACGACCGCACCUACGGCCACGCCGACCCCAACGCCGCCGCCUAAUUUCUUGCCUUCGCUGGAGCGCGCGCUAAAUGGGCAUUUUACCCCGCGCGCGCAUCUUUUGGCGCGGCUGUUGGGAUGCUCAAAGAUGCACCCGAAGAAGAAUGCAUCUUGUCGACUUCAGUGGACCACACAUUACCAAAUAAUCAAGGGGAUCUGUGAGGGCGUACAUUAUCUUCACCAACAGCGUAUUAUUCACAUGGACCUCAAACCUCAGAAUGUACUAUUGGAUGAUAACAUGACGCCCAGAAUUGCGGAUUUCGGUCUAUCACGUCACUUAAGUGGAAGCCAGAGUCGGGCUAUUACUGAUCACAAGCUUGGGACAAUGGGGUAUAUGGCACCAGAAUUCUUAAUUAGUGGAGAAAUCACCUUCAAGACCGACAUAUAUAGUUUGGGCGUUAUUGUAAUGGAGAUCCUUAUGGGACAUAAGGAGUGCUCCAGUGUUAAGGAGGUAGUUGAAAGCUGGACGGACAUGUUUGGGACAUCAAAUAGUCACACAUCAUUGGAACAAGUAAAGGCAUGUGCCGAGAUAGGGAUAGAAUGUACGAACUAUUACCCAGGGAACAGGCCGACAACAUGGUUUAUCAUCCGUGGAAUACUGGGUGACGCGGAAAUUUCAAAUUGGCCUGUUACAAGUGAUGUAGGCGGCGGCAGCAAGUCUCCAGCGGCAGCUGUGUCCUCCUUGGAGCGGGGUUCUGUGAUUAUUGUGCUCUUCGUGCGGCUGUUGUGCGUGCCUCCGGUGCCGUGGAUUUCCAGGAAGGGAGGGGAUAGGGUUCCCCUCCUCCAGUGGUUUCCUCACCAGCUCGCCGAGGAAGCCGGAGCUUCUGAAUUUUGGUUCUUGGCCCCUGCUGCUGUUUUUUUAUCCUGGCAGCUUACCCUCUUUCUUGCCCGGUCUCAGAUUUUGGGUCUGCUUGGCUCUAGGCGAGUCGCCGUCGACAUGUCAGGAACGCCUGGUUCCGCUCCUGUGGCUUCGUUGGGUACCAUCCAGGCAGGUUCUAGGGUGAACUAG
This is a messenger RNA of Triticum aestivum (bread wheat), 1125 nucleotides long. Its product is annotated as cysteine-rich receptor-like protein kinase 27. Gene Ontology annotation, molecular function: ATP binding; protein kinase activity. The transcript is spliced from 4 exons. The coding region runs from base 1 to 1125 and encodes 374 amino acids. Lineage: Eukaryota; Viridiplantae; Streptophyta; Magnoliopsida; Poales; Poaceae. The record is from RefSeq and is a predicted model, not a curated record. Gene Ontology annotation, biological process: protein phosphorylation.